GUAUCGUGCUCAGUAACGCUAGGGAAUAUCCUGCAGCUCUAAAUCCUGCCUUCCUCGCUCAAGCCCCCACCGCUGGACACGAUGGCCACCAUCGUCCCCGUCGUUGAGGAGGGCAAGCUCAUCAGCGAAGCCCUUAAUACCGUCAAGAUACAGGUCCAGCAAAUGAAGAGACACUUGGACAGCGACGACAUUAUGGACGCAUUGAAGAGCGCAAGUCUCAUGCUUGCAGAAUUGCGCACCUCUUCGUUGUCACCCAAACAGUAUUAUGAACUCUAUAUGGCAGUUUUUGAUGCUCUUCGUCAUCUUUCCAAUUACCUCUAUGAUGCUCACACACAAUCCCGACAUCACCUCGCAGACCUGUACGAACUGGUCCAGUACGCCGGAAACAUCAUACCCCGUCUCUAUCUCAUGAUCACCGUCGGUUCCGUCUACAUGUCUAUUCCGGAGGCACCCGUCAAGGAAAUAAUGAAGGAUAUGAUGGAAAUGUCGCGUGGAAUUCUUCAUCCCAUUCGUGGUCUCUUUUUGAGGCACUACCUUAGCGGGCAGACAAGAGACCAUCUUCCCAUCGGUACAGACAACGGACCUGCCGGCAACCUCCAGGACUCUAUCAAUUUUGUUCUCACCAACUUUGUUGAGAUGAACAAACUUUGGGUUCGUCUUCAACAUCAAGGUCACUCACGCGACCGCGAAAAGCGGGAAUUGGAGAGGAAGGAGCUGCGUAUCCUCGUCGGGACAAACCUCGUCCGCCUUAGCCAGCUGGAUGGAGUAGACCUAGAUAUGUACCAGCAGUUGAUCCUUCCCAGCAUUCUGGAACAAGUUGUCAAUUGUAAGGACGUGAUAGCACAGGAGUAUCUUAUGGAAGUCGUUAUUCAGGUCUUUACGGACGAAUUUCACCUCCACACACUCGGCCCAUUCCUUUCCGCCACGGCUCAAUUACACUCCAAAGUUAAUAUCAAACAGAUCGUCAUUGCGCUUAUAGAUCGACUUGCUGCCUAUGCAGCUCGCGAAGCCGAGAACGAAGAUCCCGAUGAAACAAAGCAACAGGAGGAGGCCGCGGCUAAGCGGCUUGCUGAGAAAGUCAAGACACAAAAGCUGCGUGCGCGGGAAAGUGGUAACGCAGUAGUCGCUGAUGUUACCCAUGACGGGGAUGCAUGGGGCGCACCACACAGCCCAGUAGUUGCUACGGAGAAACAAAUGUCCGCACUAAGCAUGAACGGGACAAAUGGGACGUCAGAGGAUAUGACAGAGAAGGGGAAAGAGAAGGAAGCUUUGCCUGUAAAGAAAUUCCGAGGUGUCCCAGAAAAUGUACAACUAUUUGAGGUGUUCUGGACUCAGGUAGUCGAGCUAAUCAAGGCCCGACCUGACCUCUCAAUACAAGAUAUCACAGCGCUGUUGGUGUCACUUACCAACUUAUCUCUGAGCUGUUAUCCAGAUAGACUUGAAUAUGUGGAUCAAGUGCUCAACUUCGCGCACGAUAAAAUUAAAGAGUUCGGAGAAAGUCCGGACCUCCACGCCCCACAAACAACAAGUAAUCUCGCCGCUUUACUCGUUGCGCCCAUCAACUCUUACCAGUCUGUCCUUACCCUACUUGCCAUACCAAGAUAUGUGCCUCUCCUUACGCAACAACUUUUCUCGACUCGCCGCUCGAUAGCACAUUCUAUUAUCUCUUCGGUUCUCAAAAAUGAGACCAUUAUCGAAGCACCCGAAGACGUCAACGGGGUACUGGAGCUAUGUCAUGUUCUUAUUAAAGACCAGUCAGAUUCAGCUGCUGGCUCCGCAGCGGCAAGUUUAAGCGGAGGCGCGAAGGAGACGCGCAGACAGGGACCCUAUCAUCUGGAAAGGGAGGAUCUGGCGGAGGAACAGGGGUGGGUUGCACGUAUGGUGCAUCUAUUCAGAGCAGAGUCGCUAGAUGUUCAGUUUGAGCUACUUCAAAUGGCCCGCAAACAUUUCGAAGCAGGAGGUGAACGAAUGCGGUAUACAUUCCCCGCCCUCAUUACAUCAAGUAUCAAGCUGUGUAGGCGUUAUAAGCAACGUGAACAUUUAGAAGACGACUGGGAGACGAAAGUAUCAGCAAUUAUCAAAUUUGUCCGGCAAUUAAUUUCUAUACUCUCUACCCAAGUUGAAGCCCCUUCCAUUGCGCUUCGCCUCUUCCUCCUUGCAGCUCAGAUCUCAGACGAGUGUGGGUUUGAAGAUCUCACUUACGAUCUGUAUGUGCAAGCCUUCACGGUAUAUGAAGACAGCAUCUCGGAGAGCCGUGCCCAACUACAAGCUAUAACUCUCAUCAUUGGCACGCUUCAGGGUGCGCGGGUAUUUGGGGUGGAUAACUAUGACACCUUGAUUACCAAAGCCGCAUUACAUGGCGCGAAAUUGCUCAAGAAACCUCACCAGGCUACUGCUGUUCAUUUGGCAAGUCAUCUUUGGUGGCAGGAAGCAAUAAUCGAGGAGGAUAGCCCGAAAGAAGCGGAGAAACCGAUGUCGAAGGAGGAAGGUGAUAGUGCCAAGGCUUAUCCCCAUCAAGAUAGCAAACGCGUGCUCGAGUGUUUGCAGAAGUCGCUACGAAUUGCGAACUCCGCUAUCGAAGAGAUUGUAACAAUCCAGCUGUACUGUGACACACUCGAUCAAUAUCUGUAUUACCUUGAUCGUGGAGCUCCUGCUGUGGCUCCUAAAUUUGUUAACAGCCUUGUCGAACUAAUAACCUCCAGUAUCGAUAACAUCUCCUCGCCGGAUGUCCAUCCGUCUCAGCGUGCACCUCCAGGGUUGAUCGAGGGCGUGCAGACACCUGAGAUGAUAACGCGACACUUCCGGAAUACGCUAUACUAUAUCCAGACCAAGAAGAAUUCGAACGAAGCUCGAUGGGACAACGUUGAUGUUGUAGGUGCACUCCUCAAGAUGGGUAUCGGGCGGUGAUGAUGGUCGUGUAGCAGUUUUUACGUACAGAUUGAUUCACUAACUGGUGUAUUGUUCGCCCCACUUAUGUAUUCUCGCUCCGUACGUGUCUGGCAUGCAUAGUAAUUCUUGUAUAUAAUACCCUCACUUAUUCAUUUGGUGGGAUUAUCUG
Molecule: messenger RNA, 3058 nt
Organism: Serpula lacrymans var. lacrymans S7.9
Lineage: Eukaryota; Fungi; Basidiomycota; Agaricomycetes; Boletales; Serpulaceae
Exons: 11
Coding region: 82-2907 (941 amino acids)
Biological process (GO): retrograde transport, endosome to Golgi; intracellular protein transport
Cellular component (GO): retromer complex; late endosome; retromer, cargo-selective complex
Source: RefSeq, a predicted model, not a curated record